Molecule: messenger RNA, 3567 nt
Organism: Linnemannia hyalina
Lineage: Eukaryota; Fungi; Mortierellomycota; Mortierellomycetes; Mortierellales; Mortierellaceae
Source: the annotation of a GenBank genome assembly
AUGGGCCCGUACAUGAUCUCGACCGUCACCUUGGUCAAGCGAGGAACCUCAUCUUCUACCUCAGCAGCGUCCUCCAUAAGCAGAACGCUUUACUCGACCACCGCCGCCGCCCGAGCUCAAUCCAACCAGUCAGGAGCACCCAUCAUGGAGUCCGGGAUCACGCGACACUGGAUCCAGUCCUUCCAUCGAAUGACCCUUCACCCUCACCUUUUCCAGGCAACCAAACCGCAUACUGCCUCGGGGCGACUCGCUGCUCAUAUGCCCCGGAACUGUGCCACUCGUUCUUAUCACCGCUCUUCGCGGGCACAGAACAAUGCAGUAUUGGUGGCAGAGAACGGCAGCGCUGAGCUUAACUAUGUCCAGCAUCGGGUCUCUGACGGGAUAGCCACGACGACUUCUAAUGCCUCGGGGCCGAGGAGGAUUAAAGAGCUCUCGGUCAAUGCCUCUGUACCGUCAUCAAGCACACAAUCAGCAUCAAAAGUAUCAGCAAAACCAACAUCACGACCUAGAUCAACUCACGCUCAACACGCGCCACUCUUUGGCCGCCAUUCCACAACAAGACGAGGACCCUUUGGCAGCGCCCGUCACCAGCUGGCAGCUGAACCGCCACGGUAUCGACUUCGGGAUGUUCGAGAAGAACCCCGUGGCCCGAGCAGUCAGGACUUUAAUCCUUUUAUGAACCAGCUUCCGUCUUCCAAGACCUCUACACGACUCCCAGCCAACGCAAUUGACUCGACAUUCUCAGGACCCGAUGCUUUACCGCCAACCUACUGGGGUAUCAACUCUCUGCGAAUGGCGUCUUCCCAGAACGGUUCGGCACUGCUGAGAUCUGGCGCUCGGUUGGAUCACAGCAUCGAGACCCCGAUCACACUGGAAGAGGCUGUCGGCGUGUAUAAUGCAGGACCAGGCAUGGAUAUGCGUGUAGAAUCUUCGGCACCAGGCUACCUCGGGAAGGCUAAAAUCAACCCAGAGGCGCUUUCCAAGAUUAUUGCCCCAGAGCUGAACCCUUACCUCCUGGUGGACGAGUUUGAGCGACAGUUCGCAUACUCUGGCCAAUGGACGGAUCCUCAUGUACUGGAGAUGAGUCUGCGGAGGAUCGGAAAGGCCAAGAUGUUGAUUGAUGGAGUUCCGACGGCGUUUAUUGAGUCUAGCGCGAACGAGGAGGAUGUUCUGGCGAUGGGUAUUCACGCGGUCGUGUCACCCCUGACACGAGUGAACAGGACACCUUGGCUGGGCCUGUUGUUUGAUACGCUGGAGCAGCGCGAUUGGGUGCGUCUGUUGGAUCGGCCUGUGAUGUUGCGCCUUCAGAGAUCUAUCUUUUCACCCACUGCGAGAAGUUGGUCAGACUCAGAGUCCACACAGCGGGCGCGGACACGAGUGUUGGCGCUAGCGCUACAGAAGCGAGACGCGAAUCGGAUCGAGUAUGCCGAAUGGAGGACACAGACCCGUCGAUUCCGGCUACAAUUGGCGGCCUCGCGUGCCUUGGGAGACCAGCGGUUGGGCGAUCAGGACUACAUCGGCUUUAUGAUGAGCUGCGUCAAGGGCAACCAGUUUCUGGAACUCGAGCUGGCGGUUCAACACUACAUGGAGAGCCAGCACACGGCAAGCCCACCGAAUGAGGCGAUCUACCAGAUGUAUCUCAAGGGACUGGCGCAUCAGGGACGGAUGGACCACGCGCAGGAGGCUGUUCAGAGCAUGAAACGCAAGGGAAUGUCACUCUCGUCCCAGACAUUCGGGAUCAUGCUCGAGGGCUAUGGACGACAGAUGGACGAGCGGAGGAUCAAGGAUAUCUUAAAGUCGAUGAACAAUGCAGGACACCCCCUGACGGUCGAGAUGUACACGUCGAUGAUGUCGAACUAUAUCCGUGCCGACAAGCUAGAUGAGGCGCAGAAGGUCUUCCAGGAGCUCAACCGAUCAGGGCUGAGGCUGGAUUCGCGGUCAAAGAACGUUGUACUCCAACUGGCGCGAUUGAGGGGUCGCAAGGAUGCUGGUCAUUCGGCACUCUUCCGUAGAGCGAUGGAAACCCUGAGUGGGGGUGGAGCCGACGUCUCCAAAGGUACGGAUGUGUCAGAGGAUGAGGCUGCAGUGACUGAUCAGAUUCGAUUCAACACGGUGAUCCAUUACAACCACCGUCUCAAGGAGUGCGCUGAUGCGAUGAAUACCACCAAGUUUGUCAAGACGUUCAAGAAAAUGGCGGAUGCGGGAUUGGAGCCAAACACGACGUCGUACAACAUCCUUGUCAACUACCUGUCUAAUGCCGGAUCCCCCAACGAUGGAUUCUUGGUGUUGGAACACAUGAAAGGGACUCUGCGUGGUCGACCGGACGCUGUUACUUACACGACGUUGAUUAACUGCGCGGUCAAGAAGGGCGAGGUCGAGUUGGGCUGGGGUCUGUACGAUGAGAUGAUGCGCAAGUCGGUCAAGCCUACGCUGCAUACCUAUGGCACUCUGAUCGAUUUGGUAUGCCUGGAUCCUCGGAGCCGGACAGGGCGUGGGAUUGUCAAGCGUCAUUUCAUCCCAGGACGAGAGCACAUUCGCUUCCCGGUCAAAACGGUGAUUGAAGACAGGAUCGGACUCAAUUUUGCUGGCGACCUGUACAACCAGCUCUGCAACCAAGGGCUGAAGCCGAGUCAGCACAUUUUUGGAGGACUGUUGGAUCUGACGGUCCGAGGAGGGUUCAUGCAGUUAGCGCAGCAUGUCUACCUGGAGAUGAUCAACAAAAACGUUGGACCCAACACGGCGAUCAUGACGGCGUUGAUCAAGGGGUUUGCGAUCCAGAGGGACUUUGAUUCUGGAUGGAAGGUGUGGAGGAACAUGGUGGAGUCGAAUAUACCCAGGAACGCAAUCACUUACUACCAUUUGAUUCGGCUCUGUGAGCGGUCGCUGCCUAACCCGAUCGCGAUGGCUGAGGCAUUAGAGGGAUCGACAGCAGAGCUGAGCAGUGAGGAGUCGGCAACACAGAAGCCUAGGAAACGGAGCAACAAGAAGAUGAUGGUCAAGCAAGGCGAAGGGGAUGCUGGCGGUGCGACUGAGGCUACACGGGAGUCAUUAGAAAACACUGCCAGGAUUCCGUUGCCGAUCUGGACAGAGAUUACGGACCAGAUGCAGGUGGAUCGAGUCCAGUGGCCGCGUGUGCAGCAGUUCCGAAGGAAGCAUGUCGAUCGUGCGAUCUGGUCGCCUGUUGUCAAGAAGGUUGGUGCUGUCAGGGCUGCUACUCCGGAGGAUUCAACCAUGUCUUCUCCCACUUCAACGCCGUCCUUGUCGUCGUCUUUGGACGCACACCCAUCGGUCAGAGCCCUGGAGGGAAUCGAGCGAGGUAUUGGUGAGGAGGGUGAGCAGGAACUACAGGCGGAUACUGGCGCUUUGACCGUGGAUCUUGAUGUUGUUGAGUCGGAUUCGCCAAUGAUCAGAGAGAUCUACACUGGCGGUGGAGACUUGUUUGUCCCGAGACGUGUUCCUUCUCGCGGGCCUCGAUUGGCUUGGGAUGAUGAGACCAAGUCGGUCAAGCUGGACAGGUCAAAGCAGGCUAUUACGGCGACUGAACCUGCGGAUGCCGCACCGUUGUAA